Adineta ricciae is the source of this 391-nucleotide messenger RNA. The record is from the annotation of a GenBank genome assembly. NCBI's taxonomy places the organism in Eukaryota, Metazoa, Rotifera, Eurotatoria, Adinetida, Adinetidae.
AUGUAUGAAGAUGCUGAAAACGAAAUUCUCUUCACUAUGGGAGCAAUAUUUCGCAUAUUAUCAGUAAAUUAUGAUACUGAAACGAAGAUUUGGUGUGUAAAACUAAAACUUACUGGCGAUGAGGAUGAAGAACUGAGGGUUCUAGGUGAACAUCUGAGAAACGAUAUUAUCGAUUCAUCAUAUCCUAUAGCAAGUCUCGCAAAACUAAUGGUAAGAAUGGGACAGUUUACAAAAGCUGAACAGCACUAUCUCACCAUGCUCGAAAAUGCUGAUUUUGUAAGUGAAUUCAGAAAUUAUGCUUACAUCUACAAUAACCUUGGCUUGAUUUAUAUGCAUUUGAAUGAAAGAGAAAAAGCAAAUACACAUUUUCAAAAAUCAGUCGAUGUUUUGC